AUGCAGCUACUCGUUCUCGCUGUGACAGCUGCGGCUGUUCUUGCGGCACCUGCCACCCAGGACGCAGCAGGCAUUACCUACCAGGGCUUUGAACGCAAUGGCGUUGAAAUUUUCCUCGGGAUUCCCUAUGCACAAGAUACCGGUGGCCAGAACCGAUUCAAGCCACCACAGCCGCUUCAGGUGCCCCCAGGCGCAGUCGUGGAUGCCACGAAGCCUGGUCACGCCUGCCCUCAACAGCUGGGCCAGUGGAACGCGCCGUUGACACUGCUGAACGUCACCCAGGAGAGCAUUUCAGAGGACUGCUUGAACUUGAAUAUUGUGCGCCCGGCGAAAGCAAGUUACAAGACUACGAGCUAUCCUGUGAUGGUAUGGAUCCACGGAGGUAGUUUCUGGGUCGGCAGCAACAUGGAACCGACACACGAGCCGGACGCUUUAGUAUUGAACUCGGUCGACGAGGGUACCCCAAUCAUCCACGUUGCCAUUAACUAUCGCUUGGGCUUCUUCGGGUUCGCAAAAUCUGGCGCACUGCGGAACGAGCGCAGUGAGAACGCAGGGCUCCGCGACCAGAGAGCAGCCAUUGAAUGGGUCCGCGACAACAUCAAGUACUUUGGCGGCAACGGAAACAAGAUCACCAUUCACGGUCAGUCUUCAGGCGGUCUUGCGGUCGGAAUGCAGCUGUUGGCGUUCGGUGGCGAGAAAGCACUGCCAUACCAGCGAGGAAUCUGCCAAUCUCAGGCUCUCGAGCCCGGAAUCACCGGCAAUUUCACGCGUGAUGCGAUGAACAAAGUCAUCGAAUAUACAAAGUGCAACCCUGGCAACGGCUCAACCGAUUCACCGGACGUGAUUGCAUGCCUCCGAAGCAAAGAUACGCAGACCCUGUACGAUGCGUCUGCGACUACGUAUACGGGCGAUAUCGCUCACAACAUCGGCGAUGUCUGGCUCCCUUCUGUCGAUGGCGAUUUCCUCCCAGACGCACCGUCCAAGCUCAUUUCCGAAGGCAGAUUCGGCGACGCGUCGUACAUGUUCGGCUGGACCCAAGGGGACGUGAACUUCUUCACGGACGUCACCAUCCGCACCGAACACGACACAAAGAAGUUCCUUGAAACGUACUUGCCAAAGAUCGACCCUUUUGCCCUUACAACUCCCGGUGCAGACCCGCACAUAACCGAAUACCUCUCGCUCUACCCAGUUACGGAUUUCGCUCCACCAAAUGGCACCAACCUCACCGCCGAAUUCUACCGCACCGCCCGCGUCUUCCGUGACAUUCUCAUGGUCUGCGAGCCCAUCCUGCUCGCCCGCGCCCUCCACAAAAAGGAAAAGCGCGUCUACAUGUACAACUUCAACCAGACGCUGCUCGACCCGAUCAUCGCGUCCGUCUACAACAUCUCGCACAUGGGCGUCGUGCACACAUCCGAGUUCGCAUACAUCUACGCCAACCUCUCGCACUACAACGUCUCAGCCUACCCGUUCCACCCCGCGCAGUCGGAUUACGACCUCGCACAGCGCGCGUCCCGCUCCUGGGCGCGCUUCGCGUACGCGGGUGAUCCAUCGCCUGCCGCCGGACCCUUCGACGAGGCCGAGGCUCGCGGACCUGGGUACACACCUCGCAGGCCGGGCCACACAUAUGUAUACACGAUCGGGGGCCCGGAGGAGGGGCUGUGGCCGCUGGAUGGGGAGGGGAGUGUGGAGGCGGUGCGGGUGCAGGGGUUGGAGGAGAAGUGUGCGUUUUUCAACGAUGCGGAAUUCAUCAGGCGAGCUGGGUUUUAG
Molecule: messenger RNA, 1767 nt
Organism: Paraphaeosphaeria sporulosa
Lineage: Eukaryota; Fungi; Ascomycota; Dothideomycetes; Pleosporales; Didymosphaeriaceae
Product: putative lipase
Exons: 2
Coding region: 1-1767 (588 amino acids)
Source: RefSeq, a predicted model, not a curated record